ACAGAGAGAAGCUUUCUAAUCUGUUAUAGGUUAAAGUAGGACCUCUGACUUUACAUUUUAACCCAUGAAUACACAAAGACAGACUUUUAGAUGUACCCCUAGUUGCAGGUCCUGUUUUAUAACGUUGAUUCCGCUAACUUACAAACCGCUUAGCUUGUUUUAUGUACAGUUAGCUUAGCUAGCACUGGUAGCUAUGUUUACAGAGCUCAACAGUAUCCUGAACAGCACUCCCGACAGCUUCACAAGGAAAGAGUUUGUGUUGUUGUCAGACAGACAGAGUGAUGCCUCUUUCCUCAUCCACCACUUCCUGUCCUUCUACCUUAGAGCAAGAUGCAAAGUGUGUUUUCUGGGUCUGGUGCAGUCCUUCAGUCACUACAGUGCAAUAAGUCAAAGGCUGGGUGUGAGUCUAACACAGGCAAAGGAGAAAGGUCAGCUGAUCUUCCUUGAGGGACUGAAGGAGUCGCUGUCGAUUUUGAUUCCUCAGGAAGGAAACGCUGAAAGUCAAGCCGUGGACUUCCUGAGGGAUCCCACUGUUGGCCUGCGGUGUCUGUAUGAGUUUGUCCAGUCCAGUCUGAGCAGUUCCGGCGGUGGGGAGGAUGGGACAGAGGAGUGGGGGCCUCCUGUGUUGCUGGUGGAUGACAUCAGUGUGCUGUUGAGUCUGGGAGUGAAUGCUGGAGCCGUGCUGGACUUCAGCCACUACUGCAGAGCCACAGUCUGCUCCCAGCUACAGGGGAACAUGGUGAUGCUGGUACGCUGCGAUGGGGAAGAAGAGGGCGAUGACGGAGACGAUGAAGGCCCAGAGCUGCUCCUGAAGGGUCUCACCCACCAGUGUAGCCUCACUCUUCAUGUUCAGGGUCUCCCAACUGGCUACUGCAGGGACAUACACGGGCAGGUGGAGGUGUGUUGGAGGAGGAGACAAGGCGAUGGGCAGCACACACAGAAGAAACUCUUUCAGUACAAGGUCCACGAUAAGGGAGCUUCCUUCUUCGCUCGUGGGACAUCCAGUGCCGUCCUCUAGCGCCGCCGCUUAGCAUCCUUGUUUUGUUCUCUUUUACAUUUUGUUUUGAUAUCGCAAGACAUUGCAAAAAUGGCUGGUGCAUUAGCCAAGCUUUACAUAUGGCUGAUCGGUAAGCCAGCCUGAACCUCUGGAGGAGCAGCAGCACCGUGAUCCGGGUUCCAGACCUCUGAACGGUAGCCCGCCUGUGGAGCUAUCGGUCCUCAGUAUGUGGUCCCUUUGCUGUCAGCAGAAACACACAGAUCAUGGGACUGCCGGUGCUUGGAAAAUACUCCUGGAGCUGUAAUGCAACUGGAUAUUUAUACCAAUAAAAAUCCAUUAAAACAUUAA
This is a messenger RNA of Stegastes partitus (bicolor damselfish), 1345 nucleotides long. RefSeq names its product elongator acetyltransferase complex subunit 6 (gene elp6). The record is from RefSeq and is a predicted model, not a curated record. The transcript is spliced from 7 exons. Bases 194 to 1018 code for a protein of 274 amino acids. Lineage: Eukaryota; Metazoa; Chordata; Actinopteri; Pomacentridae. Gene Ontology annotation, biological process: tRNA wobble uridine modification. Gene Ontology annotation, cellular component: elongator holoenzyme complex.